GCGGCAGCGGCAGCGGCAGCGGCGGCGCCUGAGGAAGCAGAGGCGGCGGCGGGCCCGGACGAGCGCCCGGAGGUGGCGGACGAGGCGCCGGGGGCCCCCAUGGGCGGGUGUGUGGGCGCCCAGCACGACUCCUCGGGCAGCCUCAACGAGAACUCGGAGGGCACCGGAGUUGCUUUAGGUCGUAACCAGCCUCUGAAAAAAGAGAAACCCAAAUGGAAAAGUGAUUAUCCCAUGACAGAUGGACAACUGCGCAGCAAGAGAGACGAAUUUUGGGAUACUGCACCAGCUUUUGAAGGCCGUAAAGAGAUUUGGGACGCCUUGAAGGCUGCAGCACAUGCUUUUGAAAGCAAUGAUCAUGAACUGGCCCAAGCAAUCAUUGAUGGUGCGAACAUAACAUUACCGCACGGUGCACUUACAGAGUGCUAUGAUGAACUGGGGAAUAGAUACCAGCUUCCAGUCUAUUGCUUGGCACCACCAAUCAACAUGAUAGAGGAAAAGAGCGACAUAGAGACUCUGGAUAUUCCUGACCCACCACCCAAUUCUGGAUAUGAAUCUCAGCUCCGUUUGCGCCUUUCCACUGGCAAAGACCUCAAACUUGUGGUCCGCAGCACAGACACAGUGUACCACAUGAAGAGGCGGCUACAUGCAGCGGAAGGAGUGGAGCCGGCUAGUCAGCGGUGGUUCUUUUCUGGCAGACCUCUCACCGACAAAAUGAAGUUGGAAGAGCUAAAGAUCCCAAAGGACUAUGUUGUACAGGUUAUAAUGAGCCAACCUCUGCAAAGCCCGACACCAGUUGAGAACUGAACUGGUCCUGUUGGCUGUCCCCAGCUCCCUCCCGCUCCUUUUUAUUGUUGUUAUUGUUUCCUACUCUACGCGUGAAAUUUAUUUUCACUGCUCUGAAUUCCGUAUGAAUGGAUUUAGUUCUGAGGAAUUACCAGUGAAAAAUUCCAUCUGUGAUGGAGACCAACAAAAAUAAUUAAUAAAACACAAAGAGCCAGCCUUUGAGACUCAUGUAAUUACAGUUUCUAAUUCGAGAGGCAGUUAAGAAAUAGAUAACCAUUUAUUUUAAAAUACCCAGCAACCGUGUAAUGGCUAUACGUAAAUGAUCCGGACUGUAAAUAGAGCAGUGCAUCCAUGAAGAACAGCACCAAGCACCUUGUGAAUACAGAAUUCUUAAAACACAUCAAAUACGAUUCCCAGAAAUCAGAACAGUUAUAAAACUUGAGCUUUUUAAAAUGGAAACUGAAAAGAGCAGUAUUUGAGGUUCGCUUCUUUUCUGAUCUGAAUACUUUGCUCACUCAAUAUUUAGCCAUAAAGGAGUAGAGAAUGGUAAAUUGUGUUUCAGUAUUGCUUUCCCUGUCCCCAUAUGUUCAGCUCCUUAUUUACAUUCACACUAAAUUUCGGUGCCUUCCAGCACGUUGGUGGCAGGCACUUUUCUGGAACACUAGGCAAUAAUUUAGUCAAUGCAUUCAGAGCUCAGAUUUUCAACUGAAACUUAGGUGAAAAGGCUCUUGUCCUCUUGCUGCAUAGGUACUUUGAAAUGUCUAUAUAACGAAGCUGUUUUCAUAUCCAGGCUUUAGAAAGUCGUUACUAUAUAAUACCUUUAUUGAUCUACCUACUCUGCUUAGGACUUUUCAGAGCUAACUGUGCCCCCAAAUGCAUGGAAACUAGGCCAGGGAAUGUAAGGGGUCAAGUAUAGCUGUUCCCACUGUUGGAUAAUGAAUUAUCUCCCCUAGUUUGCAAGGAGGGUGUAAGGAAAACCCAAUCUAGCUGUGCCUGGGAGAAUUGUGCCUAUGUUCGACCUCUUAGAAAGAAUUUCAGCUUAUAAUUUACUAGUGCGAAAGAUUUACUGACGUCACUUAAACAUUGGCAGUGAGACCAAAUGAUGAUCUAUUGCUUUUCCUACUCUAGCGCUCCCCACAGCUUGCUGUUACCCCUAGUUGUGGAGGAUGAGUGUUUUCCCCUCACCUUACCUAGCAGAGAGGCAACUUAAGAAGCAUCUGCAGAUUAGAGGACUGACACAUUCAGGGAGAUAACCUGAUUCUUCUCUACUGUGACUGGAAUAAAGAUGCCAAGGAUUAUAUUUAAUUUGGAACCCUUUUAAAGUUGGUUCCUUAAGUGAAGAGGGGGCUACUGCGUGAUCUCUGGACCCCUGAGAGUCUACGAGAUGGAAAAGUAGGGGGAAGAAGGCACUUAGGUUGUUCUCAAAUGGGAAGUAAACCUCCACACCUGUUUUGUAUGUGAAGCACCAUCAUUAAUUUUAAUGGCAAAAUGAAACUGCUAUUUAGUUUAAAUGUAAUGUUUAAAAUGGUAUUACAUUUCCUAUAGCCUGAUUAGACAUAAUAUCUAUAAUUGUAACAUUAUGUUUCUGAGAGCUUUAACUACUUCUCUUUUUUAUGCCAUCAUCUUAAUGAUUAUGGUUACAUUUAAUUUAGGUUUGCUGAUAACUGAAUCUUAAAUUCAAGAGGAGACAGCAGCAUUAAUUCCAAAGGAGUAUUUCUAUAUAUGGAGGUAGAGGUAUGUGAGGGUAUUUGAGUGCAAUGCACCUGUCGCCAGAAAGUUUCUUUGUUGCGUGCCAUGUUGAAUAGCAACAUCUUUCAGAGUUUGUCAACUGGAGGGGAAAAGAGUGUUCAAAUCUAUUUUUCUCAAGUACAUUUGGUGAUAUCAUAAUCAUCUAUGGUUGGUAAGAGGGUUUUUUUGUUUGUUGAGAAUUUGAGCUCUCUUAAGAGUUUAUUUUAUUUUAAAGGAACAUAUACUUUGAAUAACAAUUUUCUGGGCAUGUUUAACUAACCUAGAUGAGAAAACCAUGGUGCUGUUUAAUUGUAAAUAGAUUGUUAUAAGAUUGGACCAAUACUUGAUGUGUACAAUUUUAGUAUGUAGGGUUUUUGUGCUUUUUUAAAAAAAAAAAAAAAGUUCAAUUUU
Phacochoerus africanus (Common warthog) is the source of this 2922-nucleotide messenger RNA. It is a transcript of the gene UBTD2, whose product is annotated as ubiquitin domain containing 2. Bases 100 to 804 code for a protein of 234 amino acids. The record is from RefSeq and is a predicted model, not a curated record. Lineage: Eukaryota; Metazoa; Chordata; Mammalia; Artiodactyla; Suidae. The transcript is spliced from 3 exons. Gene Ontology annotation, molecular function: protein binding.